Acromyrmex echinatior (Panamanian leafcutter ant) is the source of this 574-nucleotide messenger RNA. It is a transcript of the gene ND-B15, whose product is annotated as NADH dehydrogenase (ubiquinone) B15 subunit. Gene Ontology annotation, cellular component: respiratory chain complex I; mitochondrion. Lineage: Eukaryota; Metazoa; Arthropoda; Insecta; Hymenoptera; Formicidae. The record is from RefSeq and is a predicted model, not a curated record.
CAGGAACUAUUCAAAAUUUGGAAGAUGUCUAUUUCACAGUUUGCGAUUACUAUAUUGAUUACGAUUGGUAAAAGUCACGUAUCUGCUCGCGAGGUAAAGUAGAGAAACGCAGUGAAGGGACAGAAAUAAGGUUACGAAAUUCAGAGUCAUGUCGAAAAAGGUAUACGAUUGCUCGCCGGAGCAACGCGAAAUCGCAUUGUGGAGAGAUGCGAAACGGAAGCAGUUACGCGAAUUGUAUCUAAAAGAUUCAGGACACCCGACUAAAAGUCUUCUCUUUGAUACAGGAAUAUAUAAAUAUGCUGCUUCGAAAGCAUCGAUAGAGCAGCACUUUGUACCUACAUUGAUACGAUACGUGUCGCGAGUUGGAAUGGUUGCAUCUCUUAUUAUUGUAACUGCAGUGACAUUAAAAAAUAGAAAGGAUAAAAAAGAACACUUGUAUCGUACUGGACAAAUUGAUUAUGCAAGCAGAUCACAUAGAUUCUGUUAGAUGAUUAUUUUAAUAAAGUACAUGCAGUUGAUGUAUCUAACUUAACACUAGAUGAUAUAAAAUAAACUUAUAAGAAAUAUAUACAUA